UGGAAUUCGUUCGCCGCUUGAAAAUGCCUUUUGCGACAUCAUAGCUGCUUGCACCGGAAAGCUAACAAAAAGUCGUACAGUCAUUUGUCCCGGUCCUCGGUUUUUAUCUUCGUCACGAUUCUUGUCAAGAUGAUGUCCUCAGAUGAACCUGGUACAACCCCUUUUCACUCCGCACAAGUGUCAUUCUCGAAGUUCCAGCGCCAAUACCAACAAACACUUGACCGAUGGACUCCUCACGUUUUGCAACGAUGGUUGGCGACUCUCUGUCUUCUGGCGCUCUUCAUGCUUAGGAUUGUGCUGUCUCAGGGGUGGUAUAUCGGUCUGUGUAUUUACUCUGCAUAUAUGAUCUCUGGCUCAUCAGUCAUGCCUGUGGUACUUGGAUGCAUGUGUAACGGCUUGGCCAUUUACCUCUUGAACUUGCUUCUUGCAUUCCUGCAGCCCAAGUUCGACCCUUCACUCGAGGAUGAUCUUCUUGCCGAUGAGAUCGAAGAGGGCGGCGAUCAAAGUACUCCUGUGCUUCCCUCUCAGCGCGAUGACGAGUUUAGACCUUUUGUGAGAAGACUCCCUGAAUGGCAAUUUUGGCUAAGUUCAACGAGGGCCACUCUCGUGUCACUUUUCUGUACCGUGUCAGAGGUCUUUGAUGUACCAGUCUACUGGCCGAUCCUUGUGGUCUACUUUUGUGUUCUCUUCGCAUUGACAAUGCGUCGGCAAAUUCAGCAUAUGAUCAAGUACAAGUACAUCCCGUUCGACAUAGGGCGCAAGGCACGUUACGGUGGGAGCAAGUAGAAACUAUUUACUAUGUCAUGUCACGCAGAACAUUCGCUUGACCUAUAGAUUUUGAGUCGUACUAAUGCAGGACUA
Messenger RNA from Suillus bovinus, 861 nucleotides. Its product is annotated as retrieval of early ER protein Rer1. The record is from RefSeq and is a predicted model, not a curated record. Gene Ontology annotation, cellular component: Golgi membrane. The transcript has 5 exons. Gene Ontology annotation, biological process: retrograde vesicle-mediated transport, Golgi to endoplasmic reticulum; protein retention in ER lumen. Bases 130 to 786 code for a protein of 218 amino acids. NCBI's taxonomy places the organism in Eukaryota, Fungi, Basidiomycota, Agaricomycetes, Boletales, Suillaceae.